This is a messenger RNA of Archocentrus centrarchus (flier cichlid), 1594 nucleotides long. It is a transcript of the gene adprhl1, whose product is annotated as ADP-ribosylhydrolase like 1. The record is from RefSeq and is a predicted model, not a curated record. Gene Ontology annotation, molecular function: magnesium ion binding; ADP-ribosylarginine-[protein] hydrolase activity. Gene Ontology annotation, biological process: protein de-ADP-ribosylation. Lineage: Eukaryota; Metazoa; Chordata; Actinopteri; Cichliformes; Cichlidae. Bases 258 to 1334 code for a protein of 358 amino acids. The transcript has 7 exons.
GCAGAACCUUUAUGCAAUGGGAACAAAGGAAAAUAGGAAUUUUGACACAUCCUUGGGAGCUGGAGUGGCUUUUUGAAGUUCUUUAGGAUCUUUUGGAGCAACCAAGUUUGGUCUGUUUAUUGUUUUGCGACCGAGAGUCUUUGAGGUAGCAAACAAGACCUGAAAAGAGUCUGCUGUCUUCAUUCAUUUUUUUUCCUUUUUCAAAUUAUAUUUUCAAAAUUAGCUUGCUGAGCCAACGUGAUCAAAAAAGCAGCAUCAUGGAGAAAUUCAAGGCAGCCAUGGUUUUAGGUGCAGUAGGAGAUGCCUUGGGCUACAGAAAGGGCCGUUGGGAAAGGUGUACGUCGGGAAAGAUUAUCCAAGAGGAACUGGCUUCUCUGGGAGGACUGGCAGCCCUGAAACUGGACCCUGAUAACUGGCCCCUGAGUGAUGCUGUGCUGAUGCACAUAACCACAGCAGAAGCACUCAGUCCAGAUUACUGGUGUCUGGAGGACCUGUACCGAGAGCUGGUGCGUCUCUAUGUUGAAGCCAUGGUGUCUCUCCAGGGUCGAGCCCCUGAUCCUGCCACAGUGGAGGCCUGUGCUCAUCUCAAACCUCACAACUUCCUGCUUGCCUGGCAUACACCUUUCAAUGAAAAAGGGUCUGGGUUCGGUGCAGCUUCCAAGGCCAUGUGUGUGGGCAUGAGAUACUGGCAACCAGAGAGACUAGAUAACCUGGUGGAGGUCAGCAUUGAGGUUGGAAGAAUGACCCACAACCACCCUACAGGCUUCCUAGGCUCCCUGACAACGGCACUGUUUGCAUCCUAUGCUAUCCAGGGGAAGCCUCUUGUGGCAUGGGGUCGUGAGCUCAUGAAGGUCAUCCCUCAAGCUGCAGAGUACUGCAGAAAGACUAUACGACACAUGGCAGAGUAUCAGGAAAACUGGUUCUAUUUUGAGGCCAAGUGGCAGUUUUACCUUGAAGAGCGAGAGAUAGAGAAAGAGGGACAGAACAAACCUUUGUUCCCUGAUCGCUACGAUGCUGAGGAGACAGACAAAAUGUACAAGCGCUGGAGCUCAGAGGGCCGUGCAGGCCGGAGAGGCCACGAUGCCCCCAUGAUCGCCUACGAUGCUCUUCUGGCUGCAGGAAGUGACUGGACUGAGCUGUGUAAACGAAGCAUGUUCCAUGGAGGUGAGAGUGAAGCCACAGGCCUGAUUGCAGCAUGUCUUUAUGGCCUCCUGUAUGGCCUGAGCCAGGUUCCCCCAGGUCUGUACCAGAAUGUGGACAAAAGAGAACGCCUGGAGGAGCUGGGGGAGGCGCUGUUCAAGGCAUCAUCUGCAGAGAAAUGCAUAGACAAGUAAUACUGAUCUUCAGUGGCCUGAACUCCGCUGGCUAGCAGUGACACUGCACAUGACUCUGGCACUGCUUCCCUCUGUCUCAUACUACCCUAUAGUAUCUCAGUAGUUUUAAAUACUAUCCCACCUCGCCUUACUACUUUUGUCCUGAUAUCCUUGAUUUUCCCUGGUUCAGUAAGUACAGAUCUGUCAUGAGUAACCUUUUAUUGUGGGUCAGACCAUGCAGUGUACAAAGCUGACAGGAAUGCUUUGUGUAGGAUCAUCAU